AUGUUGCAAUUUCAGUUAUACUUUGAAUUAUUUCUACUUGUAUUAUAUUGUCACAACAAUGUUAGCUGUGCUGCCUAUUCGGCAGAAGAUUCAGAUGAAGACUUAAAACAAGCGUUAUUACUAGUGGAAAUACUUAAAUCAGAGUACGGAAAGUUGUUACGUGAAAAAAACGAGGCUGAUAAGAACACUGAAAAUGUAGAUGGUUUAACAUGUGCUACUACCAAUGAAGCAAGGACGGACGCUACUGUACCGCGGUUAAUGCAGUGGACAGGUGAUGGCAGUAUUGGUGUGACAGAGGAAAAAUUGUGGCCGACAAACGCAAAUUUGGAAAUGUCUACAUCAAUGCCCGGGACUACAUCCACUCCAUUUUCAAUGCUUACACAUGGACCGCUAUUGCCUUAUAACCCUAACUUCCGGAGACGGAUCAAUCUCCCAUUGGGAAAGCAUGACAGACGACAGUUAAGAUUUGAUUACGAGGACCCAUUUGGUGGGCAUCCAGAACAGACAGCGAAACCGGCUACGUACCAGGAUGUAUGGACAACAGUCUCAACUAUUGUGGAGUCAUCGACGACUUCAAUUAAUCCAAAACGUCCAACAACUUUAAGUACAACUACUGAGAUUAACUUACCAGAAACGAAUCCAUCUACACAAGACAUUGUAACAGUUUCAACCUCAAGAUACAUUAAUAAUACUAUUAAAAAAAUGACAUCAUUAUCCACUCCGUAUAAAGUGAAGUUAAGAAUUACAAAAACAACGAAAGAAUUUAAUACAGAAAAAAGUAUCUUUAAAAAUCCAAUUAUAGAUCAAGUAGCUGCAGAGUUAAUCAGUGAAUUAAAAGGAGACCAACUAUUAUUUACUUCUAAGACGAAAGGGAAAAAUACAAGGAAAACAAGAAAGCCUUUAUAUUUACUAAAAAACAAAGAAAUAUAUGAGGAACGGCCCUCCACCUACCGACAAAAGACUACACUAAAAGUGCACUUGGCUGGCAGUUCUAGAUAUCCUAUACCAUUUCCUGAUAAUCACGCUUUUUGUCAUACUAAUCCAUACAAUCCGCUCUAUGAGCACGCGCCACCAGCCGCCACGCAAUGGCUUUGUGGGCCGCACGUCCUGCACUUGAAUGGAUAUUAUCAUUUCCGUAAUGGCGAGAGCGCUUGCGAGUGCCUCGUGGCUGCCCGGCGCGAGAGACCGCGGGCGCCGACGCGGCCGCGCCCUCUGGUCUAG
Galleria mellonella (greater wax moth) is the source of this 1221-nucleotide messenger RNA. RefSeq lists its product as uncharacterized. The record is from RefSeq and is a predicted model, not a curated record. The transcript has 9 exons. NCBI's taxonomy places the organism in Eukaryota, Metazoa, Arthropoda, Insecta, Lepidoptera, Pyralidae. The coding region runs from base 1 to 1221 and encodes 406 amino acids.